This is a messenger RNA of Aspergillus affinis, 1848 nucleotides long. RefSeq names its product deoxyribodipyrimidine photo-lyase PHR1. The record is from RefSeq and is a predicted model, not a curated record. Gene Ontology annotation, molecular function: FAD binding; DNA binding. The transcript is spliced from 2 exons. Gene Ontology annotation, cellular component: nucleus; cytoplasm. Lineage: Eukaryota; Fungi; Ascomycota; Eurotiomycetes; Eurotiales; Aspergillaceae. The coding region runs from base 1 to 1848 and encodes 615 amino acids. Gene Ontology annotation, biological process: entrainment of circadian clock by photoperiod; circadian regulation of gene expression.
AUGUUUACACGCCCCCGGUCCUUCCAGCAGCUGAUUAUUCUAGAUCGACGGGUUCUCUGCCCACUCUCUCGUCGCACGCUCAGCAUCAUGCCUCCCCAGAAACGCAAAGCCACGAAUAAUUCCACGAGCACCGGAGAUGCCAAUGACCCAUCCCCGGCCGCGAAACGCGGCAAGCCGGAUCUGACGCGUCCCCAUCCUCAUGCUCGACAGACAGAAGACUUUGGCAUCGUGCUGCGCGACUUCUAUCCGCCCGAGAUGAACAACGAACGCUGUGCCGCCUACAAUAAUGGCACAAUAGAACGCCCGAUUGAAACGUUGCAAAAGGCCUACGAGGAGACGCAGGAGGAGCGGCAAGCGAUUCAGCCUGGUAGGGCUGUUGUACACCGGUUUAAAUCAGAUCUCCGAUUGCAUGACAACCGCGCGCUGCAGAUGGCCUACCAGGUGGCACGCGACCAUGACGUCCCGCUCCUGGCACUCUACAUCUUCUCACCGGAGGAUUUGACCGCGCAUCUGGCCAGUCCAGCACGGGUGGAUCUAACCAUUCGCACACUGGGUCAACUCCAGCGAGAUUUGGGUGAGCUGGACAUCCCCCUCUAUAUCGAGACCUGCCAGAAACGCAGUGGGAUACCCCAGCGUAUCCUCGAAUUAUGCCAGGAAUGGGGUUCUAACCACUUAUUCGCCAAUCUUGAGUACGAGGUAGAUGAACUGCGCUGCGAGGCCACUUUGAUCCGACUCGGGGCUCAGAGUGGCAUCAAAGUCGAGGCGGCCCAUGAUAGCUGCGUCGUCACCCCCGGUCAGCUCGCAAGUCAACAGGGAAAACAGUACGCGGUGUACACGCCAUGGUAUCGCUCAUGGGUCGCCUUCUUGAAGAACAACCCCGAGUACCUAGAGGUGGUCGACGAGCCCGGCGCCAAUCCGGGAGAUGCCCGCAAGCAUUUCAAAUCGUUGUUUGACUGCCAGUUGCCUCCUGCACCGGAUAACAAACAACUCUCUGACGACGAGCGAAAGCAUCUGCGCCAACUAUAUCCAGAAGGCGAGCACGAGGCGCUACGCCGGUUGGAAGCGUUCCUCGAUGAGAAAGUCCGUCAAUAUGACGAUGGCCGAAACAUCCCGGCGCAGCAAAAUACGUCCGUCCUCAGCCCGUACUUCGCGUCCGGAUCGCUCAGCGCUCGAACUGCGGUUGCGAAAGCGCGCCAAUCCAACAAAAAUCAACUGGAUCGCAAUGAUCCCGGAACAAUGGUCUGGAUCAGCGAAGUGGCGUGGCGUGACUUUUAUAAGCAUGUCCUUGUCCAUUGGCCAUUCAUCUGUAUGAACAAAUGCUUCAAGCCCGAAUUCACCAAUAUCGAGUGGGAGUACGAUGCUGACCAGUUCGAGGCGUGGUGCCAAGGGAAGACCGGCUUCCCCAUCGUUGACGCAGCUAUGCGGCAGCUGAAACAUGACGCUUGGAUGCACAACCGACCGCGCAUGGUGGUCUCCUCGUUUCUUUCCAAAGAUCUGAUGAUUGACUGGCGACGCGGCGAGCGGUACUUCAUGGAGAAUCUAAUCGACGGUGAUUUUGCCUCUAACCACGGCGGCUGGGGAUUCGGAUCCAGCACGGGAGUCGACCCGCAGCCGUACUUCCGUAUCUUCAACCCGUUGCGCCAAAGCGAACGAUUUGACCCGGAUGGUGCUUAUAUUCGUCAAUGGGUCCCGGAGCUGCGCGACGUCGAAGGCGCCGCCAUCCAUGAGCCUUAUAAUCGGGGUGCAGGCAAGAUUGCGCAACAAAACAACUAUCCGCGGCCCAUUGUCGAUCAUGCCACGAGCCGGGAUCGAGCGUUGGAACGGUACAAAAAGGCCAUUCAGGGGUAG